UAUUCUCCCUCCAUACGCAGCCCUAAAAUAAAUGUAUUUCCUUUCUUCUUCAAUCCGGACUGGGAGUUGGAGACGAAUUUUGUUUCUUCUCGACUUCUCUUAUCCUGCAGGGUUUUUCUUGAUCUGAGUUUACUUUAGUUUGCCAGAUUUCCAUUCCUGAAUCAUGACACAAGAAGAAAACCAAUCACAAAACCAUCAACUUCCAAUCACAUCCGCCAAACCAAAAUCCAAGAAACUCACACUAAUCCCUCUCAUUUUCCUCAUCUAUUUUGAGGUCGCCGGAGGCCCCUAUGGAGAAGAGCCUGCAGUUCAAGCAGCAGGGCCACUUUUAGCCCUUCUCGGCUUCUUCAUCUUCCCCUUCAUCUGGAGUGUCCCUGAAGCUCUCAUCACUGCCGAGCUUUCCACCGCCUUUCCAGGCGACGGUGGCUUUGUCAUCUGGGCUCACCAAGCUUUCGGACCCUUCCUCGGAUCCAUGAUGGGCUCCUGGAAAUUCCUCAGUGGAGUCAUAAACAUUGCAGCUUUUCCAGUGCUUUGCAUAACCUACCUGGAGAAAGUUUGGCCCUCCAUGGAAUCAGGCUGGCCUAGAUAUCUUGCAAUUAUGGUAUCAACUUGUGUGCUUUCUUUUCUCAACUACACAGGCUUAGUAAUUGUCGGUUUUGCUGCUAUUUUCCUAGGGGUUGUUUCUCUUUCUCCUUUCGUAUUAAUGUCUCUCAUUUCCAUCCCAAAAAUUCACCCACACAGAUGGCUGAGUUUAGGCCAGAAGGGGGUUAAAAAAGAUUGGAACUUGUUCUUCAACACCCUCUUUUGGAACUUGAAUUUUUGGGAUAAUGUCAGUACUUUAGCUGGAGAAGUAGAUAAACCUCAAAAAACAUUUCCCAAAGCGCUUCUAGUGGCUGUGAUUUUCACUUGUUUAGCCUAUUUUAUCCCUCUUCUUGCCGUCACUGGAGCUGUUUCCGUCGAUCAAAAUCAAUGGGAAUCCGGGUUCCACGCUACCGCAGCUGAAAUCAUCGCUGGAAAAUGGUUAAAAUACUGGAUUGAAGUGGGGGCAGUCCUGUCUGCAAUUGGGUUAUUUGAGGCUCAAUUAAGCAGCUGUGCGUAUCAGCUUUUAGGCAUGGCGAAUCUGGGGUCCUUACCAAAAUUCUUUGCUUCAAGAGCAAAAUGGUUCGACACUCCAUGGGUGGGAAUUUUGCUGUCAACAUUGAUCACACUUGGAGUUUCAUAUAUGGAUUUCACAGACAUAAUUUCAUCAGCCAAUUUUUUAUACAGUUUGGGGAUGCUGCUAGAAUUUGCCUCAUUUUUAUGGCUGAGGAGGAAGUUGCCGCAAUUAAAUAGGCCCUUCAAGGUACCACUGAGUCCGCCGGGAUUGGUGGUUAUGUGCCUAAUUCCAUCUGGGUUUUUGGUUGUGAUUAUGGUGAUUGCAACAAAGACUGUGUAUUUGGUGAGCGGGUUGAUGACAUUGGGAGCCAUUGGAUGGUACUUCUUGAUGAAGCUUUUCAAGUCAAAGAACAUAUUCAAGUUCAACAAUGGUGAUGGAGCAGUAGAAGCUGGAGAAUGAUCUGUGGCUUUUUGACUUUUUCCAUAAGUGCUUUUGAAUAAAAAAAUGACUUGGUUACCACACAUGUAUGGGAGCCAAAAAAAUCAUAUAGAUUAGAAUAUAUCCUUGUACUCUUUCCUUUUGAUUUCUUGUUUUUUUUAACCUUAUUUUAUCUUGUACACUCUAUAAAACUAGAAUUAUAUAGAGAUUUGCUUAGUAUUUCAA
Molecule: messenger RNA, 1759 nt
Organism: Mangifera indica (mango)
Lineage: Eukaryota; Viridiplantae; Streptophyta; Magnoliopsida; Sapindales; Anacardiaceae
Product: probable polyamine transporter At3g13620
Exons: 1
Coding region: 164-1555 (463 amino acids)
Biological process (GO): transmembrane transport
Cellular component (GO): membrane
Molecular function (GO): transmembrane transporter activity
Source: RefSeq, a predicted model, not a curated record